CUUACUCCACACACACAGGCAGCUGGAGAGAGGGAAGACGUAAUGGUUUGAUUCCCUGUGCACUUGCAAUGGUCGUCGUUCUGACAUUACUCGGCAAAUUCCUCGAACGGGAGGUGCAAUGAAGGCUAGAGGGUUUCCCCAAGCAGCUGCUGCAAGCUAAAAGCCAGCGAAUCAGCUCUGGCUAGUCAGGCGGGGGCAUCGUCCAUGUGGGCGUCAUGCUGUGGGCUGCUGAACGAGGUGAUGGGUACGGGCACGGUGCGGGCGCAGCAGCCGGGGUUCGGAGCAGCGGGGCCCUUCCGCUUCGCCCCCAGUGCCGGGUACUCCACCUACCCCCCCACCAGCUCAGGGAGUGCCGGACAGCUGUGCAAGGCCUGCGGACUGGCCUUCUCUGUCUUCAGACGCAAGCACAUCUGCUGUGACUGUAAGAAGAGUUUCUGCGCCCUGUGCUCGGUGCUACAGGAGAACCUGCGCUGCUGCACCACCUGCCACCUGCUGCGCGGCACGGCCUUCCAGAGGCCUCGGCUCAUGCAGCUCCGCGUCAAAGAGCUGCGCCAGUACCUGCUGCUGCGCAACAUCUCCACCGACACGUGCAGGGAGAAAGAGGACCUGGUGGACCUGGUGAUCUGUCAUCAGGGGACCAGGGAAUCCCCGAGACCGGUGGCGGAGGCCGAGGACGAGGAGGAAGAAGAGGAGGACGAGGAGGAAGAAGAAGAAGAGGAGGACACGCAUGAGGAGGAGGAGGAGGAGGAUGGGGAGGAGGAUGAAGGGGGAGAAGACACAGACAGCCUGCAUUCGCUCCCCCACUCACGCGCCGCCUCACCCCCCUCGGCCACGCGCUCCGCCUCCGAACAGUCGGUGCUCUCCGCCUCUCAGGGAGACGUGCUCAGCCCAAGUGACAGCUCAGGGACCAGCAGCCAGGAGCAGGAGGAUACUCCAACAGCGUCUCUCUUGAACCUGGAGCCCACUGAAACAUUCAUGGAGGUCAGUCCGGCGACGCAGAGGAGGAUCAGGGCCUCGCUGUCUGAUCUGGACAAUGAAGAGGCGAUAGAAAACCUCUCCGUCCGACAGCUCAAAGAGAUUCUUGCCAGGAACUUUGUCAAUUACUCCGGCUGCUGUGAGAAGUGGGAGCUGCUGGAGAGAGUGCACCGACUCUACAGAGAAAACGAGCUGAACAGGAAAUCCAUGGAGAAUGUGAGCAUAACUGCAGAUGGUGUCAAGGCUCAGCUGGCGGCUGAUGAAAACUUGUGUCGCAUCUGCAUGGACGCCAUCAUCGACUGCGUGCUGCUGGAAUGUGGUCACAUGGUAACCUGCACCAAAUGUGGAAAGAGGAUGAGCGAGUGCCCGAUCUGCAGGCAGUACGUAGUGCGGGCCGUGCACGUCUUCAAGUCUUAAAACUGUGCUCGUCAGAGAGCGGCCCUCAGGCGUGCACGUGGCCCCGAGCCCUGACUUUAUCACUGAGGAUGAACUACUGUGCAUGAAGCCUCGCAGGGCCUAAUGCUGCAGCAGGUCCGAGCAACUUCCUGGUCUUUGAAACCAGACUGUUGCCUCUGGACUACCAUGGUUUGUCCCCCUCCCCCCCUUCCCUAACUAACUCAUGAUCCAGCCCCACUUCUCCUCCCUGGUGGACCGUCAUCAGCUGCACCGGGACGCUCACUCUCUCUCUCUCUUUGGUCGGUUAAACAGACAGCAGAAACCUACGACAUCGCUUUCUGCUCUCUAUUCUCGGUUUAGUUUGUACUCACAGGAGAGGAGAGGAGGUCGGUCCCAUGGAUACUUGAAGAGGAUCGGGUCAUUCUGUGUGGUGAUGAGAAGCAGAUAAAUGUAAGAUCCCAGGGUUAGAGUCAAUAUGGUUUACACAGUCAUGCCACAUGACGCCGUGUUAUCUCCCUCAGUGUUCUUUUAGGAUGUGCAAUAUUUAAAAGAAGAGACUUACAUGUGUUUUUAUUAAAUGUCUUAUCUGUUAAUCCGAAAACAUCACAAGCACCGGGUCAUCUCGUCUCGCACACAGGAGGGUGCAAGGUGCCAAACAUCAUGCCUUUUGAUCGAUAUUUGGUUUAGAUUUCUUGGUAUAUUCACCUCAUAACCAGCAAGCUUGGUGUGAUAGUUUACUCAGUUUUUUUUUUUUCUCGAAUGGACUUGAGGAAAUAAGUGAAAUAUUUGAACACUUUCUAUGUGUGAUUGUUUCCUCAUUGCAAGAUUAAGUGCACGGAUACGAGUUUGGCCGAAGCCACGAAGAACUAAGAGCGCUGCUUGUUCACAACACGUGCUGCGCUACAUUCCUGUUACAUCUAAUGAGCGUGAAGGUUCAUUCGUCAACUUCGAAACAGCAGUUUGAGGGGAAAAAAAUAUCAAAUCUGAACUCGAGGCCCACUUACUAGCUUUUUCCUGGGCUUUCAAGUUUCACAGGCUUCAUCUGCAGAUGGAGUCUGCUCGGUUGUCAUGGCAAUGGGUCAGCCUCCGUGACCUAUGGUGGUCGUAUAUGACGGGGAGAUCAUGCGAAUGGCCUCAUCCUUCUCCUGAGGAAGACCACAAGACAAGAAAAAGCUAAUAAGUGGACCUUAAGUGAAGUUUUUUUUUAAUCUUCAUUUUAAAGACUCAUCACCCUUUCAUUUUAAAUAACUGCCACCAAGCAAUUCCAUUUAGUUUCCAAGUCUACCAAGUGUCUUUCUUUGAUUGUGUUGUCCAUUAAUGUGUCGAUGAUCUUAGGUAGGUGACAGGUGCUACUUUCUCUUUUCUGAGCGUAACAUCAACAUACCUUUUGACAUGUUGUCAAGGGCCUCCUUCCAAAUAUCCAUCAUAGAGUGAGAGGCAGAGAAAGCCUGAUUUACUUUAACCUGUUAUGCAAAUGAAACACUUUGUUUUUCUUGUCAUGAGAUCCAGUAAACUCAGAUGUCACUAAAAUAUGUGUACAGUAUGCCUGUGGUACUUUUAAAAAAAUAAGCUGAAUUGCUGUUAAGUGAAUCGCAUAGAUAGCUUAUAUUGUUGUUUACUUAUAAGUCAUUAAAUGUAUAUUUUUCCAUUUACUUGGGAGGCGACAUGAUUUUAAAUUAUUAAAAGAUAAAAUAUACCGUUUUUCAGAAUGUAUCUCUGCUGAUUUUGAUCAGACGAGUUCCUCAGUCCUCUGAUCACGUCACUCUCUCACCAUUAAAGUUGCGUCAGUCAUGGUCUCGCUUUCCAGCACUUUUUGUCGCCGUCUGCUUCAGAUCCAAAAACCGACACUGACACCAUGCACUGUAACAAACACUGUAACUCUGUAAGUCUGUUUGUUGAUGCUGCUGUUUCUCAAAGAUGUCAUUCAUUGGGCAGCUACAGUAUUACCAGAGUAGGCACUCAUAAUCCUGGAACUUUAUAUUUUGGAAUGUUGAACCUUUUUAUUUUGGUAAACAAGAGAAAAAAUGAUUUAUUAGAUUCAAUAAAAUGCAGUACU
This is a messenger RNA of Anoplopoma fimbria (sablefish), 3427 nucleotides long. RefSeq names its product ring finger protein 34b (gene rnf34b). Gene Ontology annotation, biological process: negative regulation of extrinsic apoptotic signaling pathway via death domain receptors; proteasome-mediated ubiquitin-dependent protein catabolic process; protein K48-linked ubiquitination. Gene Ontology annotation, cellular component: plasma membrane; cytoplasm. Gene Ontology annotation, molecular function: ubiquitin protein ligase activity. Lineage: Eukaryota; Metazoa; Chordata; Actinopteri; Perciformes; Anoplopomatidae. The record is from RefSeq and is a predicted model, not a curated record.